Molecule: messenger RNA, 2184 nt
Organism: Acanthaster planci (crown-of-thorns starfish)
Lineage: Eukaryota; Metazoa; Echinodermata; Asteroidea; Valvatida; Acanthasteridae
Molecular function (GO): transferase activity; folic acid binding
Source: RefSeq, a predicted model, not a curated record
UGGGGCGCGCAUGCGCAUUAUGCACCCUAUGAAUACCUGGCUUAAACAUGCGAGCAUUUUAGUAGCAAAAUACCCUCAUUGAUCUUAAUUCUUAUGACAUGUAUGAACAUGCAUCAUGAAGAGGCUUGGCAUCUGCCUGCUGAACAUCUCAGAAGGCAGGAACCCUAAGGUGGUGGAGGCUGUCGCUCGUGCUGCCGUUUCCACUGCUCAGGAGGUGACUGUAUCCGAUGCUGAAAUAGGUUUGCAGUGCAAAUCGACAGUACUAAACGUCUUUUCCGAUUACGACUACAAUCGCUCAGUGCUGACGAUAGCGGCACCGCUCAAGUAUCUGCAAGACAGCAUUUACAACGCAUGCAGGGAAGCCUAUGGACAGAUAGACCUGGGCAAGCAACGAGGUGUUCAUCCCCGGCUUGGUGCUGUUGACCUGCUACCCAUCUAUCCUCUGUCCAGGGACGUCCGUGUAGAGGAGUGCGGUGUGAUUGCUAAAGAAAUUGCAUCGACUUUAGCAGUGGACAUUCCGGGUACCUCAUUCUUUCUGUUUGGUACGUCCGACGUUCCCCACAACAGAGAUCUUGUGGCAAGGCGCAAGGAAGUUGGUUGGUUUCUAGGCAGGCAUCAUACAGACUAUGGGAGUCUCCAGUAUGAUCUUGGGAGCAGACCGUCAGCGAAAUACGGGCUAACAGGUGCAGGGGGAUCUCUGUACGUCACAAAUUACAAUGUUUCCUUGGCAACAAGUGAUGUCUCCAUCGGCCAUGAGAUUGCCCAGAGGAUUCGCUCCACUACCCCAGGUGGUCUGCCUGGUGUGAGAGUGAUGGCAUUCGCCCACGAGGGAAAUGUUGAGAUAGCCUGCAAUGUGGAGAACAUACCCAUGGAUGCCGCCGAAGAUACACCUUGCUCUGAGCCAACUGAAUCGCAAACGUCGACUACCAAAACCCACCAAACAGAUUGCAGUGCCCUUCCAAGUGACGCUCCACAAGACACCUAUCGCCAGAUACGCUACACAUCGCCCGCAGAGAUAGAAGCCAGAGUGAAGGAUCUGGCGUCUGAGCAUGACGUCGGACUUGUGGGAACCUCGAUCAUUGGCUUCACUCCACACGAGGCGGAGGAGUUGGCUAUCCACGCCUUGCAGACAGGGCAGACCGAGCUUUGGCGUACACGCGUGCCUGGCACUACAAUGUGAACGAUGACUACUUAAUGAACAGUGAAAAUACAAACGAUGAAUAUGAUCGUGAAGAUACCAAAGACAACAAAUCACCGAGCCCUAUUUUUUCCCAAACAUUCUCCCACAAUUCCAGCAACAUGCAACUAGAAUUGCUCAUUUAAAUUUGGUAUUUGAAUUGUCACUUCUUGUGAGUCAAGACUCAGCUUUUAAUGAAAUAUAUUUCAUGUAGCAACUUACGGCGUAAAUGAAAUCUUUUUAUACUUUUAUUGAAAUAAUUGUGUUUUCGAUUAUGGUUCAAAGACACCGUUCACUUUCCAAAAUUUGAAUCGUUUCAGCUAUCAACACUUGUGAUCCAUAUGUUUGUUUUCCACUCUGAGAUACAUGUAUGGAACAAAGCCAAGUUAUAUUCUCAAAAAAGGAUUGGAUGGUACAGAUGCAUCCAUAUGUUUUAUGCAUUCCUACCUGAACAUCCAUCAUGUUUGGCAAAAUCUUUAGAAAUUCAUAAAGUUCUAAUAGAUGUGUUGAAUAUCUGACAAUAAUGGUACCCGGUAACGUGGCUGCCACUCACCCCACUGUGCACUUUUAAGGAACAAAAAGAGGACUGAAAAAGAAAGCGGUUAUUAGAACUGCACGUGUGGCAAUACACGCUUCGGUAAACACAAGGAUCCAAGGAAUGCCAUUGAUGGCUAGGGAAUGGUGCCAUCAACUCCAAACUCCAUGAAUAGAACUGAAUUUUACAACACACUGGCCAGGAUUCAUGGAUGAUUGGAUUCGAAAAAGGCCGCCUAAAAAGUGCUUUCCAUAUAGCCCUGUUGAGUUUUAUGACAGACAAAUUUAACUGAAAACUUCAAACAUCCUUAAUCCUAACGGUCCCCAGUGCCCCAAUUUCAAUGUGUUUUUUUUCCCUACAUCCUCAGGGUUAAGGUUAAUCCUUCAACUCAUUUUGUAAAAAGGAAUCAGAGAUUACCUUUGAAAAUGAGGUUAUUGCAUUAAAAAAAAUAAAGAAAUUUUGUAAAAAUCAA